GUUUUCCUUCAAAGAAGAAAGAGAGAAGAAAACAAUUUGUUUCUUUCUUUUCACAGUAGACGUUGUGCCGACGAGCAAAAAUGGCUAACGCGGAAGGCGAUCUUAUCGCAUCCUACUGCGUGGGCCUCGUCUCUGCGUUCCGCCGGCUUAGCCAGGACUUGUGUAUUCCCCAAAUUGACCAAGAGCUUUACACUGAUUUGUUUAUCUCCCCCCUCGAAGCACAACUGUGCGGCAACGAAGGUGGGGGUGCCGACGCCGCUGCGUCAUCAGCGCCGAAGUGGAACACAUCUGCCUCCGAUGUGCAGGCAGAGGCGCUCGUUUCACUCGGAGGGGCGGAGCUCAUUGUGACGGCGCUGCGAGCACACGAACAGCAGACUCUGCAGGUACUGGGUGCCAUCGCGCUCCGCGAGAGCGUUGUGACGCGCAUGUGGUCUUGCUGUGACGCCUUCGACAAGACGAAUAUCUCGGCAUCGGAGGAGGUGAGAUUUACCUUUUUGCGGCUGCUGCAGGAGCACCAACUCGUGACUCUGCUCACUACCGAGUCCAUCUUUGAGUGGCGCGAGAUGCUGAGCCGGCCCUAUCCCUUUCUUCUGCGCAACGGAGAGAAUUACCUGCAGGUUGUUGUCGAUGACUGCACCGCGUUUGACGCACACGCGCUCGUGCGGUCGCUCGCAAGCAUUCGUCUUCGCCACGACCCGCUCUGCGCCAAGGUGAAUCUGAAGCGGAUGCUGCAUCGACUGGAAACGAUGCGUCGGUCGCGGUUGAUUACGACGGGGGCGCUGUGGAAUGUUGGCCUUCGCCCUCUCCAACCGUCUCCGCCAGCGCGCAGUCGCAGCCGUAGCGCGGGGGUGCGGCGUCCGCCUAGUGCCGCGAACAACAAGGACGAUAAGGCUGCUAGGGGGCCCGUGAGCCGCACUUCGUUGCCCAUCCCACGAACACCGCCGCGAUCGGCGCCACAGAGGACCAGCGGCGCUCUCCUCUAUUACGGCGGCAAACCCGACGACUCGGUUGGGGAGGUUACGCUCCUCCACAACGCUUUUGCGCGGCAGCACAGCGGCAGGGAAGGCAUGGCCUCGCAGGUGUCUGGCGUCACGUCAGCGUCCUCGCCGGGGAACGGUUCCACGGCAAAGUGCUAUCCCACGCCGCGUCCCCCUCCGCGCAACGACAGCGCCGAAACACGACAGAGGCAGCAGCAUCGACUCCUCACUGUCGCACACAUCAUCGAAAACGAGACAGCGCUGCAGCGUAAAAUAGUCGAGGAGCUGUACGAACUGGCCCACAGCAAGGAACGCUUCGUGCCGCUGCUGGACAUCCCGCAGCUCUUCAGCAACGCCGGUGCGCCACCAGCGCAGGGGGCGGCGCUGAAGUUACUGAAGACCAACUACCCAGGAGACAGCUGGCCGCUGGACCGGGCGCAGUGGCCGGCCGUCGUCGCAGCGGAACGACGCAUCGAUCGAUUAGGUUGCAUGUCGACCGCGCGUGAAGCACUGCAGACCUGCAAUUUGCUUCCUGCGUGGCAGCAGCGGAUGGGUCGACGAAUGAGCGACAUCUCCACGCACCUGCGUAGCCACUCAAAGACGAGCGCCACGUCGGCCUCCGCGUCGGCGGAUGGGCCGCCCACGCCAUUAAAGGCAGCGACGAACGCGAGAGUGCAGUCAGCGCACUCGCUGACCUACUCCGACUCCAUGGAGCGCCCAAGCGCAGGCAGCGCGUCGGGGCUUGCCGUCGACACACGACGCCCCGUGAUGACCGCCGCAGAGCAGGCGUCCGCCUAUUCUUACAUGUCAUCGUCCUUGUCCGCCUCCACCCCCAGCUCCUCUGUGUCCCGUGCGGACAGUGCGAAGGGCAAGAAGGCACAAGAGAAUAAGAGGACGGCUCCACCGGCUCAUUCGGAGUCUUUUCCCUCCAGUUCCGAAUCGAAGAGCGACCACAACGGUAACCGGACAUCUUAUUCGGCUACCUUGCCGAAUGCAAACGGAGAUCGUAGUCCCAACCAUCACCAUGCCGAGAAUGGCGAAGGUGAAAGCGGCCGUCGCCAAGCCGCUCCUUCGGCCUCACCGGCCUCUUCUGUCACUCCGUCAUCGUCGCACCCGUCUUCUUCGGUGGAACCGGACUCCAAAAGGCCUUCGUUGGACGAGCUUCGCGAGCAGCUGUUGGCGGAACACCGCUUGAAUUCCAGGUCCCAGAGCUACAAUCUGUGA
Molecule: messenger RNA, 2201 nt
Organism: Leptomonas pyrrhocoris
Lineage: Eukaryota; Euglenozoa; Kinetoplastea; Trypanosomatida; Trypanosomatidae
Exons: 1
Coding region: 81-2201 (706 amino acids)
Source: RefSeq, a predicted model, not a curated record